Closterium sp. Naga37s-1 is the source of this 1476-nucleotide messenger RNA. NCBI's taxonomy places the organism in Eukaryota, Viridiplantae, Streptophyta, Zygnematophyceae, Desmidiales, Closteriaceae. The record is from the annotation of a GenBank genome assembly.
AUGACGCAGCGAUUGGUUCCAACGGCUAGAUGGGCCUCCCUCGUGAUCUGCUCGUGGCUCAUCGUCUCCUCGAUCUGCCUCGUCGAUCUCGCUGCUGCCGACGCUGAUGCGUGCGUCGCGGAGCGCGAAGGCAAGGCGCGAUGCGAGGAUCUCGUGACCAAGGUGAAGGCGGAGCUUGCGGCGACGAAGACGCGCGCGGACUCCGCGGAGUCGGCGGUGGCGGGUGUGCGCGCGGAGGCGAAAGCCGUGGGGGAGAAGACGCGCGCGUGCGAGGCGGAGGCGGGGAAGCUCCGUGCUGACGUGGCAGAUCUGAAGAGCAAGGCACAAGCCGCGGAGAAGAAGGCGGGUGAUCAUGGCGGCGAGUUGCGCGCGUUGAAGGAGAAAGUGAAGGCGCUGGAGGGGCAAGUGGCGGACAGCAAGGCGCAGCAGCAGACUCUGCAGAAGCAGAUCUCGUCCAAAGAGGCGCAGGCGAAACAGGCGGAGCAGCAGGCGGCGACGCUCAAGAGCGAGUUGGAGGCAGCUAAGGGCGAGGUGAAGGCGACCAAGGAGAAGCUCAAGGGAGUGCAGGAGGAUCUCAAGGCUGCGCAGGCCGAGGCGGUCAAGGUCAAGGCCGUUGGAAAGGACGCGUCCGAGUGCCAGAGCAAGCUCACCCGCUCCAACACCCUUCUCAAGGAGACCACGGACUCGUUGGCGCGGCUGGAGAGGGAGGUGGAGGCGAAGCACGAGCAGCUGCUGCAGGUGGCCAGCAAGUGGCUGCCGCCGUGGCUCGAGGACCACCUGCUCUCCGCCAAGGACUCUGUGGUCUCUGUGUGGACUGACAAGGCUCUUCCAGCCAUUGCUUCUGUACGCGCAGAGAUCACACGUAUGGUCACUCAGAUGGGCGGCGCCGUAGGUCCCCAGCUCACUGCCGCUUACCAGGCGGCUAAGGAUAGCCUGCACCCGCACCUCACCAGCCUGCAUGCCCAGACUCAGCCGGUAGCGCGCAAGGCAGUGGCGGAGGCACGAGUGGCGCUGGCGCCGCUGGCAGCAGUGGUGGGGGAGAAGGGCGGGGAGGUGUACGGGCAGGUGCACUCCGUGCUGUCCCCGCACAUCAACCAGACAUGGACCGCCGUGGAACCUCAUGUGCAGUCCCUGCAAGUGCUGCUGGGCCCGCACCUGUCGACGGCAAAGGUAGCAGCAGCAGCAGCAGCAAAGCCGCUGCAGCCGCACUGGGAGAGGUACAACGCGGCGGUGAAGGACAUGGUGGUUGCUGCUGCUGACUUCUUCUCCGAGGAGGCUCUCCCUGACAAUACGCUCUGCUGGAUGGUCGUUGCUGCGCACAUUCUUGCGCUGCUCCUCAUGUUCAAGCUCACUUCCACGGCCUCCAGCCUCCUUUCGGCACCCACUAAGAAGGCCAAGAAGCCUUCUUCCAAGUCCAAGUCUUCUCACCGGUCGCGUCGCCACCAUAAGCCUUCUUCCAAGCAAGCCAGCACUUAG